UACAGUGCAGAUGAGAAAAGGAUGCAGGAAAUUCUGUUGUUUACACAUGUGUCUGUUACACUGAGAAGCAAGAGAAGCCCAGCAAACUGAGAGGGAGUGAAAUUGAGUGAUGAAUCAAAACAUGAAUUUAGACUCCACUCAGAAACAAAUGGAAGAGAUAGAGGCUUUUGGGACCCAACCAACAGAACCUGAUAAAUUAGAUAGAUGUUGGCAACCAGGUGACCAUCUCUGUCAUUCAAAUAUUCCAUCUCAAAGUUUCCAUCCAAAUUCACCUCAUUAUGCACAUAUGCAUGCAAGUUACAGCAGUGAUUGGGAAAUUUUUGAAGCAGUAAAAAUUCAGGAACUGGAGGAAGUCAAAGCCAGAGCUGCCCAAAUGGAGAAGACCAUGCGCUGGUGGUCAGAUUGCACCGCCAACUGGAGGGAGAAAUGGAGCAAAGUUAGAGGGGAAAGAAAUAAAGCACGAGAGGAAGCAAGACAAUUGAGAAUCAAAUUAGACAGUAUGAUAAAAGAGUUAAGUGUGCUUAAAAAAAUAAAUCAGGACUUAGUAACUGAGAAAGAAAACUUAGAAAAUGGAACUGCCUGGAAAAUGGAAUGCCAUUGCUCAGAAAUAUCCUGUAUUAAAAAGGACCAAAACCUGUUAAUGUUUCUGGAGCCAGAACCUACAAAAGACCUAAACAAAAUCAUCAAAAUUCCUGGGGCAGAAGACACAGAGAAGGAUGUAAACAAAGACCAAAACAAUGACAAUAAAAAAUUCAGUCCAAAGCCUCCUGAUUUCUUCCCCAGUGGACUUCCCAGCAUCUAUUUGGAGGAACCUAAAAUAAGUUUGGACACUACAGCUAAGACAACAGAGAAUGAUUUAAUACAUGUAUCAGUCUUAAAUUUGCAUUUGGCUGAGAUGAGAAAAAUCUUACAGAAGGAAAGAGAAAUGAAUGUAUUUUUGGAGAGAGAAAUGGAAAAGAUGGAAAAUGAAUUAUUUCUUUGGAAAUGGAAAUAUGAAGAACUGAGACAAAUCAAGCUGGAAAGUCUGAAACAGAGUAAAGAGGUGGAAGAAAGUGAACACGGGAUUUGGGACCAGACAAAGUUCCUUGUUUGUUGUUGGAGAUUCUACCACGACAGUGAGUGAAGAUAUGGGAGAUCACCAAAAAAGCCCUGCAGCAACAAGAUUAACAGCAAAGAGGAGAAGCAAACAUUGUUCAUAAAAAAACACAAGAAAAUUUCAUUGAAGAAGGGCAUGUUAGAUAGAUAUAGGAAUACUGUAUGCAUUAUUUCUGUGUAUUCCUGAUUUUUAUAAGAGCCAAGGAAAAUAUGUUAGAGUCAGGGUGCACCUAUUUAGAAGUUAUGUCGGCUAUUGUCAUUCCUUUCCAGUUGUUCUAAAUGUUCUCUUUUAAAGCAAAAGGUGGACUUUAAUUAAAUUGUCCCAUAUUUUACCUUGGGAAAAAGGACUUUAGAAUGUGCAUGGUAUAUGAGUGAGGUUCACACUCUGCCCUGGGUAGGCAUUGAAUCUGAAAUGGAAGUCAGUGGUUUGUUUCUUGUUUUGCUGGUGUGUUUUAUUUUCAGUAAAGUUCAGUAAAAGCAGUGAAAAAAAUAUCUGUAUCAGAGGACCCCCCAGUUCUACCAGGGUGACAUGUGUAUUACAUUUUCUUUCAUUAAAAAAAAAAAAAAGAAUAUUUUUUUUAAAAAAAACCCAAAUAGUAUCACAUACAUAUUUAGAUCAAAGAAAUAUCCUUUCCUUAUGUGUUUCUUAUACUCAUCAUAUAAUUAAAUUAAUGCAUCUCACAUUUACCUUAUCGUUUACAUAUCAUAUUUUUAUUUAAAUUUUACUUUACUAAUUGUCUAGGUAAAAGAUUGUAAAUGUCAUGUAGGAAAUAAAUAUGUUAAGAUAAACUGGAAAAGGAGAUCUUGAGAAUUUUAGAAAAUUCACGCUUUACAAAAAUGUCAGUAACUUUCAGCCAUCAAAUGAGACAUAAAUUAUAAUUUUGUUUGCCAUGUGCAAUUGAUAAUGAGUAUGUGCAGAUUCUGUUUCAAAAGGAUUGCUGUAAUUGCUCAGCAAGGUUUGUUUCAUUCCUUAUAGCCCUAUAAAUUGAACACUUACCUGAGGGCUCCAGUUGUAUUUAAAGAAUUGUGAGAUCUCUUGAUUUCUUUUGCAACCUAGGACCAUAGAAAAAGUGACAAGUAUAAAAGAUUAUUGAUUACAUUGGAAUCACAUUUUUCUCAGGAAUUGUCUGAGCUGAAGACGCUUGGAAGCUGGGAACAAAAUGUUCUUCUGACCCUCUCUGAGCUUUAGGUUGCUGCUGGAGAUGGGGUGCUAGAGCAGAAGUAUCUGUGCUUUGUCUACCUUUAUACAUUCUUAACCCUCUUUCGUGUUUGUAAUGCUGAACUAAUCCCAGCCAUUGCCCCUCAGGACACACUAAGGGAUUUACAGUGAGGGAGUUCUGUCUUUGUUGCCAUUAGCCAAUUCACAAAUUCAUCAACAAGGUACAGAGAUACUGUGAGAGAAUUGAUUUUUAAAUGGAGUUUCAACAUGUAAAACUUACAAUAGUUGACAAUAAGAUUCAUAAUUCUUUUCUCCGUAAUUCAAACUUCUUCCCUUUAUUAGCUCACUGGCUCAAGGUUUUGUAUUAGACAAAAGAUCUCUGGUCUUGUUCCAUGCAUUGUGAAAUGACACACUGACUUUCUCUAAAACUCUGUCUGCUUUUCUUAUGCCAGCAUCUUCAAGACGCCACAGUGUGUGAAAUGGCUGCAUUGAAAAUGUUGAUGUGCACAAUAGAAAUGGAAAGUGCAUAAUCAUUGAUUUUCAAGUGCUGUAACAGCCAAAUGUACUUCUAUGGUUACACUGAAGCACUUGAAAAUUUGGCAACACAACAGCUUACUGAUAAAAGCUUGUAUCAUUCAGAUAAGCUUUAGAGAUAAAAUCUUUCUCUUUUUUUUCCCUCUGACAAGCCAUUAUGGUUGCAAAUAUAGUUCUUUUAGAGAUAAAGCAUGGUUUCAGCACUGGCCAAAAUACCUAUAAGAUUAGAGUAUCUUUUCAGACCACACUAAUAACUGUGGCUAAAAAUCAAGUCAAAUGAUAUUAAGAAUUACUGGGAAAAUUGGGAUUUUGUCUUUCCUGUCUCUAUUUCUAAAUCUGUAGGAAAAACAAAUAACAUUUAAUUGGUGCUGGAGAACAUUUCUGUGCUAACUGCUUGGUAGUGUAACAUGGAUACUGAGGGAAAUCAAAUCAGAAGCUAGUUUCUGCUGCUCUAACUCUACUACAAACCCUUUCACAUGUGACCACUGUAUUAUACUACCUAGCAGGUGGGAUGCACCUGGCUGGUCUAAAACUCAUGGUGACAAUAAAAUACAAAGUCAGUACAGUAUCCUUUCUCAUGAGGAAAUUUUAGUUUCUUUUGGGAUAGUUAAUACUGACAUUUAUCCCACACAUAUCUUUCUGAUCACUUAUUGAUCAUAUUUUACCUUCAGUCACCUUCUGAACAGCACUUUUAAAGUUUUCUUUCUUGCCUCUUAUAGAUCACACAUGAUGCCUUAAUUUCUCAUAAUCUCUUCCUAUUCCCUGAGACAGAGAAAACUCAGCUACUUCCAUUAUCUAAAUAAAAUAUUUAUUUCAUCUUUACAUACACAGGGAACUUCAGAGGCCUCUCUGAAGAAGUUAGCCCAUAAAUUAGUCACUUGAAAAUGAGUCAAAAUAAGAUGAUGCAUCAUUACCCUGGCUGCAGUUGAGAAUGUUUGAGAAUGCUAAUUUAUGACCUUUCCAUAAUAAUACUGGAAUGUUUCCUGAUCUUAAAUAUUCACCUAUGAUAUUUGCUAUAUACCAAGGUUUCCAUUUAUUCCUCUUCACAGUUUAUAUGUGGGAAGUGAAGAUACGUAGAUUUGUGCAGAAAUGAUUUUCUCAAAGUCACCAAGCGUAAUUAUGGGAAAGCCAAGAAAAUGAACCUUAAAUCUGGUUACAAACAAUUGAGCUGGUUUUUGUUAUCUUUUGAGGUGAGUGGUGCCUAAAACAGUGGCUUGCCACUAGAAAAAAUAGUCUUUCCUAUUUUCCUUUUUAAGAUAAUAAAUAGUAUGAACCUUUUAUGUGGCUCAAUUUUACAAACUGGUUGUAAACACAAUGAUAGAAAGACAUGAAAAUAAUUUUCACAACGCUCAAUUAAACCUUGUUUAAUACUAUAAACGUGCAUUAUUUAAUAUUGUUACAUGUGCAGAAGGAUAAGAAAGAAUGAUUUACGUGGUAUUUUGGUCCUGUCCUAGUUGAUAUGGAAACAGUGGGGAGUGCUGUGUUUGGAAUAAAAUAAACUAAAAUAGCUCAACUGGAA
Molecule: messenger RNA, 4307 nt
Organism: Parus major (Great Tit)
Lineage: Eukaryota; Metazoa; Chordata; Aves; Passeriformes; Paridae
Gene: CCDC102B
Product: coiled-coil domain containing 102B
Exons: 5
Coding region: 110-1123 (337 amino acids)
Source: RefSeq, a predicted model, not a curated record